Messenger RNA from Larimichthys crocea (large yellow croaker), 870 nucleotides. RefSeq lists its product as uncharacterized. Bases 9 to 689 code for a protein of 226 amino acids. The record is from RefSeq and is a predicted model, not a curated record. The transcript is spliced from 5 exons. NCBI's taxonomy places the organism in Eukaryota, Metazoa, Chordata, Actinopteri, Sciaenidae.
CGGUCAUCAUGUUCAGACUAAACCAAGCACCUCUGCUCUGUGUUCAACUAUUAGUUAUGGGCCAAGUCUUUGCAGUGAUUGAUCAAGUUGACCACAUGGUGUACAGAGGAGACUCCGUCAGCCUGGAUUGCAACAUAUCCAAAGAAAAUACAAGACAGAUCAGCUGGACCAAAGACAGAUUUUUGUUUGCUUAUUUUGUCUCAAAGAAUCAGACUUUUUCAAAUUUCACCUCUCCCAGACUGAGAAUAGACCAAAACUUUCCUUCAGUGCUGAAUGUUUCUGAUGCUCAGCAUGAAGAUGCAGGACUCUAUAAAUGUGUUGUAGCUGGUAACGAUGGCUCAAGGACUACUCAGUGGAAUUUAACAGUGUCAGAGAAACCUGAAGAAGUCAGUUCUUCGUGGUAUUUUCCAUACAUACUCGCAGCUGUAAUUGGAUUACUUCUUUGUGGCAUCGCUCCAGCUGUCUGCCUCUGCAGAAAAAAACAGACCAAGACCCUGAACCAGGACUUAGUGGACGGCAGGACCCUGAGUCAUGUCCAGUACUGUGUCCGGAGAGAGGGAGGACAGUCCUCACAGGUGGUUCCUUCUCAACUCCAAAGUUGUGUAGAAUACAGGAUCAGUCACAAGAAGAGGGAGUCUUCAAGAGGCGACGGGGUUCAAAUCAACACCUACACCCCUGAAUGCCACUAAAUCCUCCACACUGGUCCUUUAAAACUAAACACGGAGAAGCAUUGUUCAGUUAUUAAAUUAGAGCUUCUGACUUUUCUCUUUGCUGCAGCCUUUUAUUAGACUAAAUUACACUGAACUGUAACUACACUGUAAGUUUGAAUACUGUUUAUUCUGUUUUAUUGUAUUUUACCUUAUUUUUAUA